UUAGCCGUUUUUAUUUAUUUUCCUGCUACAUACAAAUUUGGGUAAGGGUAAAUAUGUGUUUCAUUUUCCAGCCAAUGGAAGGAACGGCUGUUGUCCUGAAAGCAACUUUAUAAAGCAGGGAAAUAAGUAAACGUGAGAGUAUUGGUAAACGAACUACAUAUCCCACGAUGCACCUACACAAGUACGGUUAGUUUUGUUUCCGGGUCAUUUACAGAGCAACGUUGGAGGCACAUUUCAACCGGUCAUCCGGCAUAAGCAGCUGUAGGUGUUCGUCAUGACAGCCUCAGCUCAGGCAGAGGGGGAUUAAAGCGUGUACUUGGGAGGAGACACAGGAGAGGCUUUUGCUGUUCUUAAUCUGCACAGGUAACAACAGCGACCCUUUUGCAAGACCAGCUCAGGAUGGAUCUUGGUAAGGCAAAGCUGCUUAGGAGCGGACUCAACACGCUACACCAAGCCAUCCACCCUGUGCACGGGAUUGCAUGGACAGAUGGAAAGCAGGUCUGCCUGACGGCUCUCUACUUCCUUAAUGGCGAGCUGAAGUUUGGAGACACUAAUGUUAUCGGGCAGUUUGAGCAUGUCUUUGGACUCUUCUGGGGCCCGUUGUGCUGCUCAGAUUCCCCCGCACUCCUGGCUGUCCAGCAUAAGAAACACGUUACGGUGUGGCAGCUUCAGCUCAGUGCCCUUGAGCAGAACAAGCUGCUGUGCACGCAGACCUGUGAAAUGAGUGAGCCCUUCCCUUUGCUCUCUCAAGGCUGUGUCUGGCAUCCUAAACUGGACAUGCUGGCCGUGCUGACGAAGCGAGACACAUCCGUAUUGUUUUCUGUCAGGGUGGACAACAGGAGGAUCAAAGCAGACAUCAAAGGUAGUGGACUCAUUCAUUGCGCUUGUUGGACUAAGGAUGGCACGCGCCUGGUGGUGGCUAUAGGCAGUGCUCUUCAUUCGUUCAUUUGGAAUGACAUCCAAAAAAGUCUGGUGGCAUGCACCUUCUGCCCCAUCUUUGACGUGGGGGGCUACAUCUGUGCAAUCGAGGCCACCGGGGAGGUUCAGGUAGCUGUGGCUACAGAGCUACCUCUUGAUAAAUUAUGUGGGUUGAACUCUGGCAUAGCUUUUGACCUGCCGACAGAGACAGAACCUCUACAAAGCCAGGGCUCGCACGUGGUCAUGUCAGAUGAUGAUAGCGUUCAGGAUUCAAGGAGGAGGUCAUUUGAGUCAGAGAGAUCAUACAUCCCCAGCUCAAGCCCCUUUGAUCUUACCCAUCUCUUGGCGAGGCACCGUCGCUCGGAUCCCAGCCCACUUAUUCACUUGCGCCGCAGGGACACCAUUUCUGGUUCUGGGCAGGACAGCUCACACCUCGUUCUGGUUACAUAUGAGAGGAAGGUAACUACCACUCAAAAAGUCAGCAUUCCAGGGAUUUUGGUCCCGGAUAUUGUUGCUUUUGAUCCUCGUGCCUCUACAGUUGCAGUUGCUUCCAAUACCUGCAACAUGGUUCUCGUGUAUUGUAUCACAGCCUCCGCUAUGCCGAACAUUCAGCAGAUUUCUCUGCAGAUAAACGAAAGGCCCAAAGGUGUCUGCUUCCUCAAUGACAAGGUGCUGCUGUUGAUGGUGGGCAAGCAGAAGUCUAACGAUCCUGCCUUUCUUCCGUCUUCCAACACGGACAAAUAUAUUCUUCGCCUCAUAGCCAAAGAGCUUAUAUACGAUGGAGGAACAGCUAAUGCACCAUCCCCCUCUGGUGUCAACCACGAGUCUUCUUCUAAUUUCUGCGCAGGGAUUAGGAGGCACUCAGAGCACCUGUCAAAGGAUGACAGAGAGCGCCCAGGGAUAAAAGAUUUGUUGCUGCCAGGAAGGGGGGUAGUUUGUUCGCCCGCGAGCAGACGCAGGCUGGUUGAGGAGGUCAGGAGCAACGAACCCAGCUCCAUCACCAGCUCCGUGGACGUCUCUGAGCGACCAGAAAGAGCCUCGUCCAGUACCUCGUCCAUCACAGUUGAGAACUUUGACAUGGACCACGUCAAUCGAAUGGCCAGCCUGGCGGUGGGAGGCCAGGCCAGCAGAGAUUCCAGCCGGGCAAGUUCUCCUCGCUUUGAGCCAGCGGAGAAGAUUCACUCGGAGCCUCCGACGCUGCCGAUGCCAGGGAAAACAUCCGGACAGGCAAGAGAGUGCUCCCUGGAGCAGCUUGUUCACAACAUGGAAAGGCUUAAUACAAGCUUCGCAGAUGUGCAGCAGUGCCUGAAAGAAAUCAGAGAUUAUACACAGAACGGCAAAAAGGCCCAAACGGUCUAUCCCAACGCAACUGAUCCCCCGUAUGUCAAUGUCACGUGCCAGAAGCAGUUAUCAGAGAACGUGUUCAUCGACGAGAGGAGACCAGUGCUCCUGUGUGAUGGAAAGCUUUGUCUGCGUGCCAUCCAAGACCUUUUCAAUCUUAACAUUGUGGAGAUGAUGUACGGACCGUUGUGGAUCGUACUUGUGGCAGAUGCUGAUGGCUUCGUGCCUCUGACGUUUAAACCCAAAGAUGAACUGACAGUGCGCAACGGGAAGAGGAAAUCUACCCUGCGGACUCCUGGAAGUCCGGAGAAUUCCUGCCCAUCCAGUCCAGCCCCCAGCCAAAACCCUACGACUGCAGAGACCUCCACAUAGCAGCUCCUGACACACACCUGUACGGACUCGCAUAGGGGUGUUUCUCUUUGACUUUCAAAUCUGCGAUCUCAAUGCCACAAAAAAACCACUGUUCAUACUGCAAAUUAUAUUUUUAUGGUUAAAAAAAAAACGUGCUCCUCAAAAGGCUGUCCUUCGGAUAUAUAUACUAGAUUUGUAUGUUUAUUUUUUUUUAUGAGAUUACUAAUAAGUACUUUUUUUGGCGAUGCAGUCGUUAUAGUCUUCCUCCUUUAAAAAAAAAAAAAAAGGCAACAGUUCCUAGAGUAUCCUUAAACCAGUAUUGACAUUUCUUCCCAAAUGAUUAAUUUAAAAUUUAAAUAAAUAUAAAAUUUAGUUUUUACUUCUUAAAAGUUUGGAUUUUGACUCUUAUGCUUAACAGUUUACCCUAAAUAUUACAAUGUUAAUGUUUUUACCUGAAAAAUUACUCAUUCUUAACACAUUUAAAAGAAGGCGCUUUUUUGUUGAUGACAGUAAUGUAUCUGACCACAAGAGGGUGCAACACUCCACAAAUAUUCUUAAGGUUAUACAACUGUAGUCUGUUGAAAAGAAAGUAACAUUUCAAUUAUAGGGUUUUACUUUUAAGGACAUAAGGCAAAUGUGGUCUUCAACUAUUGUUCUAAAAUAUAUAAAUCUAACCUCAACUGUUUGAAGGUGCUUGAAAUACCAAGCUGUGUGUGUAAAACUAAGUACACCCCAUAAUUCAAUGCCUGUAGAACUCUUUUUACCAGAAAUAACUUGACCUUGGUUUAAGCACGACUUUAUCACUUUCUCACAUUGUUGUGCAGGACUUCAGACUUGCUCUUCUUUAGGUCCCACCACAGUGUUUCACUCAGAUGGAGGUCUGGGUGUUGACUGGGUCAUAGCAGAACAUUGAUUAUUGUCUACUGCAGAGAUUCUGUUGCACAGUUGCUGCUCUGUUUGGGAACUUUGUGCUGUGGCAUGACCCAGUUUGGGCCCAGCUUUUGCUGUUGGACAGAGGGUCUCACAUUUAUCUUUAUCUUACUUUGGUAUAGAGAGUUCAUAACUGAAUGCAAGGUGCUUAGGCUAGUGGCUAUACAAGCCCAAAUCAUCACCCAUCCACCACUGUGCUUGAAAAAUUACUAAAUGUUUGUUCCAAAAUCCUGUUUCUGGUUUUGUCCAGACAUGAAAUGGUGCAUGAUGGUCAGACAUGUCUACUUUGGCCUCAUCUCUCCAAACGACAUUGUUCCAGAUGUUUUGUGAUUUAUUCAGAGGCAAUCUCAAUCCUUCCUAGACCGAUGGGCAGCAGGAGGCGCUUGUCUGAUAGCAUUGCUGUUGUCUAUCCUUCUUGGCAAUGUGGUAACAUUCGCCGGUUGAUUACCGAUUAAACUGCUUUGCAUUUGUGGUUCUGGCGGCUAAUUUCUAGGAGUAAAACCGAGUAAAGACCAGAUUAUUUGUAUGAUGUUCUAAGGGAUAGAACCUUAGAGUUGAAAGAGGGUGUACUUUCUUGUUUACCAUGGUGAAGGGUGAAUGUUAUUUACAACUAGUGCCCCUUUUUUUUUUAUGUCCAUACAUUCCUUUGCAAUACCUCCACUUUGAAGAAAGACAAGAGCCGCAUAUGUGUUUGGUCCUAACCCGUCUCUACGGCGUUUAUUCAUCUCCUGUUUGUAAAUGUGUAUCAUAAAUAAAUAACAGCGUAGUAUUAAACACAGCAAAUAAUAUA
Girardinichthys multiradiatus is the source of this 4330-nucleotide messenger RNA. RefSeq names its product WD repeat and coiled coil containing. The record is from RefSeq and is a predicted model, not a curated record. Gene Ontology annotation, molecular function: kinase binding. Bases 400 to 2631 code for a protein of 743 amino acids. The transcript has 5 exons. NCBI's taxonomy places the organism in Eukaryota, Metazoa, Chordata, Actinopteri, Cyprinodontiformes, Goodeidae.